Messenger RNA from Lampris incognitus (smalleye Pacific opah), 4636 nucleotides. Its product is annotated as contactin-1a-like. Gene Ontology annotation, molecular function: cell-cell adhesion mediator activity. Lineage: Eukaryota; Metazoa; Chordata; Actinopteri; Lampriformes; Lampridae. The transcript has 24 exons. The record is from RefSeq and is a predicted model, not a curated record. Gene Ontology annotation, biological process: brain development; cell-cell adhesion. The coding region runs from base 234 to 3290 and encodes 1018 amino acids.
GUCAGUUUCAUCCACUGCUCCUCAGCGUCCGCCGGUGCGGUGCUGAGCAUCGUCCGUCGUGAAGGUUACACGGACCGACGCGGACCGACGCGGACCGACACGGACCGACACGGACCGACGCGGACCGACGCGGAUUCGUGCACCGCUGAGGAGAAAAACCAGGCUGUCCUGCUAAUGGUCCAUCGGCUGUGCUUCUAGCUGCCAUCCCGCCAGGAGGUUCAAACUACAGCACCAUGCAGCGCCUCACCCUGCUCCUGCAUCUCCUGGGCCUCUCUCUUUCCUCUGCUGAUGCAUCCAUGUAUGGGGAGGUAUCCGACUUCUGUGGAGCAGAUGACGCCACAGGUUACGGGCCCGUGUUCGAGGAGCAGCCGGUGGACACCAUCUACCCCGAGGAGUCGCCCGAGGCGAAAAUCAUCAUGAUCUGUCGGGCCAGAGCCAACCCACCUGCCACAUACAAGUGGAGGUUGGAUGGAGAGGACAUCGACUUGGAUGCUGAUAGCCACUACAGUUUAGUUGGAGGCAACCUGUUCAUUGGCAACCCUAUUAAGAACCAGCACGAGGGAAAGUACUCCUGUGUGGCCACCAAUCCCUUCGGCACCAUCAUCAGCCGAGUGGCCUCCGUCCAGUUUGGCUACCUGGACUUCUUCUCUUCAGAGGAGAGAGAGGCGGUGUAUGUGAAGGAAGGACAGGGGGCAGUUCUGCUCUGCGCCCCCCCGCCACACUACCCUGCUGAGCUGUCAUUCAGAUGGAUGCUGAAUGAGUUUCCUUCCUUCGUCCAGUUGGACAAUCGGCGCUUCGUCUCACAGACGACAGGGAACCUCUACAUUUCCAAGGUGGACCGCUCAGAUAGUGGCAACUACUCCUGUUUUGUCUCCAGCCCAUCCAUCUCCAAGAGCGUCUUCUCCAAGAUCAUCCCCCUCGUGCCGCUGGUUGAACGUCCAAUCAGGAAAUACCCUGCUGACAUUAAAGUCAAGUUCCCAGACACCAUUGCUCUCGUGGGUCAGAACAUCACCUUGGAGUGCUUUGCUUUGGGGAACCCCAUCCCUGAAAUUCGCUGGAAGAAGCUGGAUGGAGAGCUGCCGUCCGGAUACGAGGUGAGCUCGAUGGGGACGCAUCUCCACCUGUACAAUGUCCAGUUUGAGGACGCGGGCACCUACAAGUGUGAGGCCAUCAAUUCCAAAGGGAAGGACUACCACACCGCACGGGUCUCCGUGGAAGCCUUUCCAGAGUGGGUGGAGCAUAUCGAAAGCAUUGAGAGAGACAUCAACAGUGACUACACCAUGUCCUGCACAGCCAGCGGCAAACCCAAACCCCACAUCCGCUGGCUUAAAAAUGGACAGCCGUUCAACAAGGAGGAGGUGAAUUUCAGUGACCUGACAUUUGAAGAUUCAGGGAUGUAUCAGUGCCUUGCAGAGAAUCGCCACGGAAUCAUCUAUGCCAACGCAGAGCUGCGUGUGAUUGCUUGUGCACCCACAUUUGAACCCAACCCUGUGAAGAAGGUCCUGGCAGCUAAAAACGGCCGGGUGGUGAUUGAAUGUCGGCCCAAAGCAUCCCCGAAGCCAACCUUCUCCUGGAGCAAAGGAACAGAGCUGCUGUCCAACUCAACCAGGGUUUUUAUCUUGGAGGACGGCAGCCUUGAGAUCCUCAAUGUGACGCGAGCGGACGAGGGGAGGUACACGUGCUUCGCCGAGAAUGACCGGGGCAAAGCCAACAGCACGGGAUCCCUGUCCGUCACAGAGGCCACAAAGAUCACCUUGGCCCCCUCCAACGCCGACGUGAAGGUGGGGGAGAACACCUGGAUGCAGUGCACCGCGUCACAUGACUCUUCCCUGGACAUCACCUUCAUCUGGUCCCUGGACGGCCGGGUCAUCGACGUACACAAGGACAGUCAGCAUUAUGAGCGUACCACGAAUGGAAGCUCCAGCGGUGAGCUGCUGAUCAAGAACUGCCAGCUGAAGCACGCAGGACUUUACACGUGCACCGCCCAAACCCCCGUGGACAACGUGACCACCUCCGCCCGCCUCGUCAUCCGGGGUCCCCCAGGUCCUCCAGGUGGGGUACGGGUGGUGGAGACGACCGACAAGAGCGUUGGAUUGCAGUGGAGCCGUGGCGCAGACAACCACAGCCCCAUCUCCAAAUAUACCAUCCAGUACAGGGACUCCUUCUCAAAAGACGCCUGGAAGAACGCCACUACAUCUCCUGCAGAUGUAGAGGGGAAUGCAGAGACGGCCACAGUAGUGGGCUUGUUCCCGUGGACCGAGUACGAGUUCAGGGUGAUUGCCACCAACACUCUGGGAACAGGAGAGCCGAGCAGCCCGUCACCCAAUAUCAAAACUCUGGAGGCGGUUCCUGUGGUGGCGCCCUCCGACAUCAGCGGGGGAGGAGGAACCAGUAGGGAGCUGACCAUCACUUGGACGCCUGUCCAGCCGCAGUACUACUACGGGAGUAACUUUGGUUAUAUCGUGGCCUUCAAACCCCACGACGACAACGAGUGGAGGAAGGUGACGGUGGCCGACCCACAAGCCAGACGAUACGUCCAUAAGGACAACGCCAUCCCUCCGUCUACAGAGUUCCAAGUCAAAGUCAAGGCCUUCAACAGUAAAGGAGAGGGACCCUUCAGCGUCACGGCCGUCAUUUAUUCUGCCCAAGAAGCACCGUCUGAAGCUCCGACCAGUGUGGAGGGCAGAGCUCUCUCUGCUACAGAGGCCAUCGUGUGGUGGCUUCCUAUUUCCCAGAGCAAUGUAGAAGGAUACCAGGUGAAGUACUGGAGGAAGCGUGAAGACAGCGAGGCGGGGGCGCAGAGGGCGGUGGUGUCCAGCAAGGAGAACCACACCAAGCUGGAGGGCAUGAAGCCCUCCUCCUUUUACCUCAUCGAGGUCCGGGCCUACAACGCCGCUGGAUAUGGGCCGUCCAGCCAGCACCUUGAGAUCUACACCAAGAAAGCCCCGCCAAGUCGACCCCCCAGAAUAAUUGGUAAAAAGUUAAAGGGCAUCACAGUAAAUGUCGCCUGGGAACACGUGGAACCGCUGGCCAACGAGUCGUCUAUAGAUGGCUACAAGGUGCUGUACAGACAGUAUGGCCAUUCUGUAGGGACUCUGUACACCACCAGCAGGCGGUACAUAGACCUCCCUGUGCACAAAGAGGAGUACGUGGUGGAAGUCAGGGCGCACAGCGAGGGGGGGGACGGGGCUGUGGCGAGCAUCCGUAUCUCAGGUGGAGGUGUCGUGGCCGCCCAGUCUCUCAGCCUCGUCUCCCUGCUCCUGGUGGCCCUCCUCGGCCCGGACCUCUGAAUGUAGUGCCGCCAUCUUUGUCUUCACUCGGCGUGAAGGAGACUCUGUACGGUUGACACCUAUGAGGAUCACUUGACUCUUUCCACACUCGUUUUGGUUUUUUGCCCCACGGCCGGAAAACCAUAUUCCAACCGUCCCCCCCCCCCCCUUUGGAAUAUGUUCGUGGAAAAAGACACAGGAAAAAAAAAGAAGAAAAAAAAAAAAGAGAAUUGGAAAUGGACAAAGACAUCCCUUAUUUAAUACCCGCAAAGCAUCUCCGCAGGACCGUCGAAGGAGUUCUGUCUAACUUUGUUCAAUAUGCCUUACGUUAACAUGUACCCUUACCUUUCACCACGCCUCGCCGGGGAGAUGGACGGCGAGAGGGCGGGGGCGCGCCGCGGCCCGGCCCGGCCUCUAGGUGGCUCUCUCACAGGCGCGGCGUGGCGUUCCGGAUAAUCGAUCCCUCCUUGCAUUCCAUAUCUAGACGAACCGGUCCGGACGCUUGUGAAGGUUAAGUGUACAGGUUUAUGAAAACGUCCUUGUGUGAUUCUUUUCAGUGGACUUCCUGUUUCUUUCUUCUUCUUCUUUUUUAAAGAUGCUCUUCUCCUUCUUCUUCUUUUUUAAAGAUGAUCUUCUUCUUCUUCUUCUUUUUUAAAGGUGAAGCACACCCUCUGCUAACAGAGAUACAGUCAAAGCAAAUAUCCGCUCCUUGCAUACUCUGUUUCAUCAGCAAGCAUCGUAUAGGAAAAAAAAGAAGCGAUUUAUGUCAUGCUAAAGUAAUAUAUGCAAUGAUUUAUAUGGUUUUGCUACCAAAUAUACCGUUGAUAUAAGAAGUUCGUCAGCAAACACGUGGAUUGACUCGAUAUUGUCCGCGCUUCCGUGUGCUUCGUGACGCGCGCCUCGCUGUCGUGAUACCGUUUUUACAAUCCUGCGCAUGUUCAUAUCGAUGUCAGGAGGGAGUGGCGUAUUCAAAAACAGCGAAGAAGAAGAAAAGACGCGGGAGAAUUUCUGUGGGGCGUGUAUUGGCAUUUUCAGCGUUGAAUGUAAAUUAAACCACAAGCUUGACAACAUAGGAGAAAAUACGCUUUCCGGUAUAGACGAAGCGCAGCGUCUGGCUGUCGGGAUGCUGGUUGCCAUGGAGAUGACGGUACGUUUAUACGGGAGUACGUGCCGCCGUUCGUUUCAAUGUGUCCAACUGAGAGGUCGCACACACGCCGUGACCGAAGAAUACGUUGUUAGUGUACGUUUCCACUUUAAUGGCUUUUGUUUUGACUGCAUCACUCGGACCUCGGUGGUACCAGCUCCUGCUUUGUGGAGAAAGAAUGUUGUCGUUUCAUUUUCUUUCUGCAAACCCUCCAUGAUCUCCC